This is a messenger RNA of Aspergillus oryzae RIB40, 1314 nucleotides long. RefSeq lists its product as uncharacterized. Gene Ontology annotation, molecular function: magnesium ion transmembrane transporter activity; magnesium ion binding; cobalt ion transmembrane transporter activity. The record is from RefSeq and is a predicted model, not a curated record. The coding region runs from base 1 to 1314 and encodes 437 amino acids. NCBI's taxonomy places the organism in Eukaryota, Fungi, Ascomycota, Eurotiomycetes, Eurotiales, Aspergillaceae. The transcript has 5 exons.
AUGAUGUGUACUGACCCAGUAGCUCGCCCGUCCCAAUCCACGUCUCCUUUAACAGAUGGUCUUCGCGAGAAGAACGACGAGCGAUUGCCUCGUGUCCUCCGCAAGAAUGACCUCGAAGAAGCUCAAGAGCUGAAGGAUUUGUCAGACCCUGCUGAGAUACAAGCGGCUGCAUCAUUCAGAGGCCUGACCUUCGCACAUGUGACAAAUCAGAUCUGGCAUUUCUGCUCCGUGGACUACGGUCCGAGAUAUACAUGCAUUGGUUACAACUCUUUAUUUGUAGUCCCGAACGUUGAAUCCCCAAAUGGGCAGGGCCUACCUGACGGGAGACGAUUAUGGUCAUGGUUAAUCUUAUGCGACGACGGCACUGUUAUUUCCAUACAAGAGAACCCGUACCCUGGCCUUUCUAAGCCGUCGGAGAGAGAGCUGAAGUCAGUGCUCGGUAUAAUUCGCAGAAAUGUACAACUUAUCUUUUCCGGCGUGUCUAAGCGGCAUUCCGCUCAGUCGGAGAGCGAUUCCUUAGUGACCAUUCGCGUACGACCUGCUCACGGUGAUGGCCCAGAACAGGCUAGUAUAAAACAAGAGGAUGGCCCUAGUUUACUAUUCUAUUAUAUAUUCGACGAUUGGGUUUCUAGUUACGCACUCGUUGCGAAACGAGAGCAUCAAUACGGGGUUCUCCUUGACCGAUUGAGUUACGAACUCAUCAUGAUGCGGAUUCUUCAAAGACAGCGCCAUCUUCGUGACGAGGCGAAGUCGAACCGCCCUCCACUACCCAUUGGGCCUAUGUUCGGAGAAAGUGAGGUGACGGACCUUCGACAGCCGACCCUGCAGAGUAGUUUGAGUUUUUCAAGCAAUGCAGACACCUCUGUUGGUGUACAGCUGAGUUCACCUGCUGUGGCCCGUUUCGAAAGGCUGCUCGAUCGUAUUAAGCUCUACUGUUUAUCUGAGAUUGAUACCUGCUUGACGGAGAAAGAAUCUCUUACAUUCCUUAACUUCAAUCUUAUUGCGCUCAAAGACUCACAGGCUGUCGAAAAACUCACAAGGAUCACAAUUCUGCUGGCUAAAGUGACAAUUCUGUUUUUGCCCGUCAGCUUGAUGACCGCGUACUUUUCGACCGAGCUUAAGAACGUUAAGGGGGUGUAUACAAUCAACCAAUACUGGGUCAGCUUCGGCGUCAUUAUGUUUUUGUCCAUCGUGCUACUCACACUAUUCGGCUACCUUAGCGACACCGUGGAGGGCAAGACUAUCUAUCAAUCUCUAUCUCGAACCUUUGUCCGAUCCUCUAAGCAUAAAAUCUCAAAUCGAAAAGAAGAAUAA